Molecule: messenger RNA, 4197 nt
Organism: Oncorhynchus kisutch (coho salmon)
Lineage: Eukaryota; Metazoa; Chordata; Actinopteri; Salmoniformes; Salmonidae
Product: ubiquitin-associated and SH3 domain-containing protein B-like
Exons: 14
Coding region: 167-2101 (644 amino acids)
Molecular function (GO): protein binding
Source: RefSeq, a predicted model, not a curated record
CAAAACGAGGCAGCAGACAUAAUUUGAGUUUCUGGGGGCGGGGAGGAGGGAGCGCCCGCGACCACACUGCUCACAAUAAUAAUCGGUUGUAGUCUAUUAGUUAUCUUUCUCCACCGCUCGCUACAGUACCGUAGACUGGAUCUGAAAACCAAUGUAAUCCUGAAUCAUGGCUGCAAAAGAGGAUCUCUACAGCAAAAUCAUCCCGCGAAGACUUCGGCCGAAAGUACCUGGCACUGUGAAAUAUGGAUCGAAUUUGGACGUCCUCUUAUCGAUGGGUUUCCCCAAAACCAGGGCAUUGAAGGCACUAGUAUCAACAGGAGGCAGGAAUGUACAGGCAGCAUGUGACUGGCUGUUCUCUCAUGUGGAUGACCCCUUCCUGGAUGACCCGUUGCCCAGAGAGUACGUCCUGUACCUGCGCCCCAGCGGACCCCUGCAGAAUCAGCUCCAUCACUUCUGGCAGCAGUCCCGAGUCUCCUGCGGAAAGAACAAGGCCCACAACAUCUUCCCCCACAUCACACUCUGCCAGUUCUUCAUGUGUGCAGACAACAAGGUGGAUGCCCUGUUGGAGGCCCUGCAGGCCACGGUGGACCAAUGGAGGGGUCGUUUCCCUAGCCCCCUGCCCCUGGAGCUCUACACCUCCUUCAACUUCAUAGGCCUCUUUGUUGAGGAGCAGAUCGCAGAGGUCCUCAAGCAGUUUGCUGCUGACUUUGCUUCCGAGGCUGCCAGAAAAGCUGAUGUCCAUUUAGAGCCCCAUAAGAAGCAGCUCCAUGUGACGUUAGCCUACCACUUCCCCACCAGUCACCUGACCUCCCUGGAAAAGCUGGCUAAGGGAAUCGAGGUGAAGCUAGGCUGUGAUUGGCUGGCUGUCCUUUUUUCCCGGGACAUACGGUUUGCCAAUCAUGAGACGCUGCGCGUGAUGUAUCCCUACGCCCCUCAGAAUGAGGACGAACUGGAGCUGGUCCCGGGCGACUUUGUCUUCAUGUCUCCCUUGGAGCAGAACAACACUAGCGAGGGCUGGGUCUACGGGUCCUCCCUGGCCACGGGGCUGUCCGGCCUAUUGCCUGAGAACUACGUCAGCCGGGCAGACGAGUGUGACACCUGGGUCUUCCACGGAUCACACUCCUUCUUCAGUUGCUCCGCCCCCUCGGACAAAGUGAGCAGGGAAAGGGGCCUAUUCGAUGGGCUGCUGGACAGCCGUCUCCUCGACAACACAAGCCCUGGGGGCACACCCACCUUGAGCCUCAUCUGUCAUCCCAUGCAGGUGCUUCGGGUCAGCAGCAAUCACUCUCGGCUGCCCAAGCGGACCCUGUUUGUCUGCCGGCACGGUGAGCGGAUGGAUGUGGUGUUUGGGAAACACUGGCUUUCACUGUGCUCUGAUUCCAAAGGUAGAUAUGUGCGCACUAACCUGAACAUGCCAGUCAGCCUGCCCAUGUGGAGUGGAGGACACAGAGAUUACAACAUGGACACCCCCAUCACUGUGUUUGGUUCCACACAAGCACGAAUAGUGGGCGAGGCGUUGUUGGAGAGAAACACAGUGAUAGACUUUGUGUACUGUUCGCCCUCUCUGCGCUGUGUCCAGACUGCUCAGAACAUCCUCAAAGGUCUGCAGCAGGAUGGCAAGCUGAAGAUCAGAGUGGAGCCAGGGCUAUUCGAGUGGACCAAGUGGGUCUCUGGGAGCUCUCUUCCUGCCUGGAUCCCUCCCACAGACCUGGCUACAUCCCACUUCACUGUUGACACAACAUACAGACCUCUCAUACCGAUAACCAAACUUAGCGUGUCGGAGUCCUAUGACACGUACAUGAGCCGGAGCUACCAAGUGACCAAAGACAUUCUGUCUGACUGCAAAAACAUGGGAAACAACAUACUGAUUGUUGCCCACGCUUCCUCUCUGGAGGCCUGCACCCGACAGCUCCAGGGCCGCAGCCCCCAGACCUCCAAGGACUUCAUCCAAGUAGUCAGGAAGAUCCCCUACCUGGGUUUCUGUUCCUGCGAGGAGCAGGGCGACACAGGAGUCUGGCAGCUGGUGGACCCGCCCAUCCUGCCCCUCACACAUGGACCCAACCACAGCUUCAACUGGAAGGAGACCCUCCUUCAGGAAUGACAUCCGCUUCCCUGGAGAGCAGACUUGCUCAGCCCCAUCCCGAGGCUUAAGUUUCUGCUCAAAUAACAGGGAGAGACCCCACCAGAGUCAAUGGGUGGUUGGACCUGGAUGUACUGUACUGUACAUAUUGUCAUUUGACAGUAUUGUUGACAUUUCUAAUUUGACAGUAUUGUUGACAUUUCUAAUUUGACAGUAUUGUUGACAUUUCUAAUUUGACAGUAUUGUUGUUAGUGAGAGCAGAGAGAGAAGAGAGUGAACUUGGAGAGGGCAGGGCUACUGUAAGUCUCAGGGCCUGGUUAAUUGUGGAGGCUAUCAAAUCAAAUCAAAUCAAAUGUAUUUAUAUAGCCCUUCGUACAUCAGCUGAUAUCUCAAAGUGCUGUACAGAAACCCAGCCUAAAACCCCAAACAGCAAGCAAUGCGGGUGUAGAAGCACGGUGGCUAGGAAAAACUCCCUAGAAAGGCCAAAACCUAGGAAGAAACCUAGAGAGGAACCAGGCUAUGUGUGGUGGCCAGUCACUCAGCUGGCUACAGCAAGCACAUGGGCCAUUACAUAUUUUUAUUUAUUUUUUAUUUCACCUUUAUUUAACCAGGUAGGCUAGUUGAGAACAAGUUCUCAUUUGCAACUGCGACCUGGCCAAGAUAAAGCAUAGCAGUGUGAACAGACAACACAGAAUAGUUGUUGACCACUGCACUAGAAAACAUCUUUCAGUCUUCCAGUUGUGAAAUAUCAUAUACAAAAGACCUGUCCCAUGGUAGGGAAAUACAUGUUUUUCUCAGGUGUAGAUUUCAUUGUGACCUUUUACAGUAUGUGCAUUUCAUUGGGCCAUGAAAUUUGUUGAGUGCCUCUUAAGAUUGAACCUGAUUUCUCUUGAUGUCUCAGUGAUGUCAGAGAGAUGUUCUCUGCUCAUUGAGUCAGCUUUUGUUUAGCCUCAUCUAAAUCUAUCUGAUCUAAUCUUUCUGCAAAUAUGGAUUAUUAAGGAGGCUCUUAAACAAUGCUCUGAUGCUGUUCUUCCAUUGAUACAUGCAAGUACGAUACUUACAAGUACAAUUACAAAUUUGUGAUAAAGGUGUCAGUGAGGAACAAAGCAAGCCUACAUGCACUAAACACUGAGGAGGAAGCCAUCUCUGUCAAUUUGUGUUAAUUUAUUUUCUCCAAUAUUAUAUUUCCAAAUGUAUAUACACUUUAAUUUAAGAAAUAUACUUUUCACCAAAAUGCUUUGGUUUAGAGGACUAGUGGGCUAAGAUGUGCAAAAGAUUGAAAUGAAAACAAACUGAUUGAAGGAGGAGAUGAUACAGUAUUCCCUGUAUAUUCAGAUAUGAGCAUCUCUGAGGUGGGUUCUUUAAUUUGUUUCAAAUUUUGUUCCCCCCCCCCCAUAUGAUACUGACAGUAUCACUUUUUCAGAUAUGUAGAAGUUACAUAUCAAAUAAAAAAAUCUGGUUAUUUUGUUUUGUUUGGUUAUCUUUUUUGGGGGGGUGGACAAUUCCUUCAACAGUUUGUUCAAUACGUAGUAUUAUGGUUUAGCCACUAGGUGUAGGUGUAAGACCUUUGGAGUUGACUACAUACAGUAUCUAUCUUAGCAGAGGCGUCAUGCCCAUAUGGGGUACAAGGGCACGUGCCCCCUCAGGUUUGUCUUUUUUUGUUUCAGAUGUUAAAUUAAUUACUACAUUUAAUUUUUAAGUCCACGUUUUAACAUAAUUAUUUAUAAAAAUGAUCUGUCAGCUGUAUUUUGUGGAGGGGGUACACUUACUGGACUAGGCAAAGAGUACCCCCCACCCCCACAUAUAAUUGAACAGGUAAAGAGGGAUGCUUAGAUAACCUAUGCAGGAAAAUAGACAUAUUUUUACAUAGAAUUAGGCAUAAUGAUUAUGGAUCUACAUUGCAGGAAAAAUAUGUUUCAGGUGUUUGCAAAAUUCUCCAUUAUUACAUACUUUGUGCCCCUUUUAAAAUAAUAGGUGCAUGACAUCCCUGCCUGAAGUGAUUUAAAAACAAAGUAAUCCUUAGAAGGGAUGCUGGAAGUAGACAUAAAUAACAAACUGAAAGGAAUAAGAUACUGUGAUAUUGUGUAAAAUAAAUAAAAAAAUCUAAUAUUUUGAGC